GUUAAGCAUGACAAGGAAGAUCUUCACCAACACCAGGGAGCGAUGGAGGCAGCAAAAUGUCAACAGCGCCUUUGCCAAGCUGAGGAAGCUCAUUCCCACCCACCCACCUGACAAAAAACUGAGCAAGAAUGAGACACUCCGGUUAGCUAUGAGAUAUAUCAACUUCCUUGUCAAAGUUCUGGGAGAACCAGGCCUGCAGCAGACAGCAGUGGCAGCACGGGGCAGCAUCCUGGGCUUCUUCCAGCAAGCUCCAUGUUUGCAAAACAUGGAGGAGCUGACAGUGAUUGAAAACUGUGUCUCCUCUCCUGCCAUGAGCAGCAAUAUCGUAGGGUGCUUGUCAGAGACAUCAUCUCCCUAG
Messenger RNA from Melopsittacus undulatus (budgerigar), 358 nucleotides. RefSeq names its product TAL bHLH transcription factor 2 (gene TAL2). Gene Ontology annotation, molecular function: RNA polymerase II cis-regulatory region sequence-specific DNA binding; DNA-binding transcription factor activity, RNA polymerase II-specific; protein dimerization activity. The record is from RefSeq and is a predicted model, not a curated record. Gene Ontology annotation, biological process: regulation of transcription by RNA polymerase II. The coding region runs from base 8 to 358 and encodes 116 amino acids. NCBI's taxonomy places the organism in Eukaryota, Metazoa, Chordata, Aves, Psittaciformes, Psittaculidae. The transcript has a single exon.